Molecule: messenger RNA, 1219 nt
Organism: Pimephales promelas (fathead minnow)
Lineage: Eukaryota; Metazoa; Chordata; Actinopteri; Cypriniformes; Leuciscidae
Gene: tmem179ba
Product: transmembrane protein 179Ba
Source: RefSeq, a predicted model, not a curated record
UGCGGAGUUGUGGCGCGCGCGCCCGCACUCACACACACGCUAUGGCGCUGCCGUGGUCUCUGUUGCUGGAGCUGCUGCUGUAUGGCAGCUGUUUUAUAUGUGGGAUCAUCACAGCCGCCUCUGUUACAAUCUCACAGGGAAGUUUUGCUGGGAAGUGUAUGUUGUACGGUUCUGUGCGUCUGAACAACACAUCCAUCAGUGUGCUUACAUCCAGUUCUCCCUCUCUCUGUUACUUCGUGUCAGCCAUCUCAGUGUGUGUGGCUGUCUUCUGCUUUUCAGUCACUCUCUACUGGGUCUACAUCGCCUGUUUUGAGGGAGAGGUGAAAAGAGAGAAAUUAUGGAUGAACAUUACUCUUGGCUUGUCUGGAGUCUUCCUCUUCUUCCUCUUGGUGACGGGAUGCAUCCUGAAAAUCGGCCGAGACAAACUGUGUGACUCUUUGCUUAAUACACUGACCACCAAUAUAACGAAGUGUGAAGACGCGCAAGAUAAGUCUUGGUUGAGCCCGAUCAACGGGAGCCAGUUCUACUCCAGACUGCACAGUGCAGAGAUCGCAGUAUGGGUGAAUUUCUUCUUUUGGAUGAUCAUAGCAGGUCUGGUCCUGCUCCAGCGCAACAAAGGGUCAGAAACCCUGUCAGGAGGAGGGGAACCAUCAGCGACCGCUUCUGAAACUGAGCCCUUCUUCAACCGCCCAGGACGUCCUUAGUGUCGCCCCACACUAAAGCAGUCUGUGUCCCUUGAACUCUCUUACACACGCAUACACACAUACGCUCACAUUCACAAACGCACUGCUGGCUAGCUGAGCCAAAAGGAUUUUGGCAGUUCCAGUAUACGGUCUUGAUUUUGUUCACUAGCAUUGCCAAGGGUUAGUUGCCAUGGUUACUGAUCUGUGGCUGGCAGCACAGACCUGGCAGGUGAUCGUGUGCGGUUGCCAGAUUGGUGGAGUGACCUGAACUGAUUGAGACACAGCUUUAUGUAAAGAGAUCAAAUCUGACAACACUGCCAGAGUUUUCACCAACUAAACAUGAGGAUACAAAUCUUAUGAUUCUACAUGGUGACUCUAGUGUUUGCUACUCUCUGGCCAAAACAUUUCAUUAGCACAUAUAACAGUUUCAAGGCUUUUGUGGAAUAACAUCCAAUAAAUUGAACCUAGUUGACCUGGAAUCAAACCAGGUUAAGGUUAAUGCACUCUACUGUAACUUUUCACUAUUAAAGGGAUAG